Molecule: messenger RNA, 1875 nt
Organism: Temnothorax curvispinosus
Lineage: Eukaryota; Metazoa; Arthropoda; Insecta; Hymenoptera; Formicidae
Gene: Lop2
Product: rhodopsin-like
Exons: 9
Coding region: 317-1510 (397 amino acids)
Biological process (GO): G protein-coupled receptor signaling pathway; visual perception; phototransduction
Cellular component (GO): membrane
Molecular function (GO): G protein-coupled receptor activity
Source: RefSeq, a predicted model, not a curated record
AGUUUCACUCUAGUCAGAUCAUCUCAAAUAAUAAGCGACAGUAAUCACACAUUACAUACGUAUAUAUUCUACCAACUAAGAUAGUUGGAUACAUAUUUGCAUAUGUAAUUGGAUGAUUUUAUUGGAUCUGUGUCAAGUAUAUAAGAGAAAACUUCUCUUCUCACACUUGUGCUGUGAAUACGACACAGUUACCAUUAUAGUUACUAUUCUUUAUCAAAGACUUGAUGUUUUACAAACUGGACCUUGAAUUCGUUGCCUCGAGAGCAGGAACGGUUGUACCUUGAACAUUCCAGUGUCAAGAAGUAUUUUGCAGAAAAUGGAAUCCCUUGUUGCAAUAAGUGCCGAAAAUCUGACCUCGACCAUUUUAUCUGGAACCUCCACUACGGCGUUUACUGAUAUACUAACAACGACGAACGGACCCCGGGCUAUGCGGCAACUCAUGGGUUUCAACAAUAUAACUUUAGUGGAUAAAGUGCCUCCGGAUAUGAUGCACUUAAUCGAUUCACAUUGGUAUCAGUAUCCACCCAUGGAUCCCAUGUGGCACAAAAUUCUAGGCCUUGUAAUGAUUGUAUUAGGAUUUAUGGGAUGGACCGGUAAUGGUGUUGUAGUAUAUAUAUUCUUGAUGACACCCUCCCUAAGAACGCCGAGCAAUCUUCUAGUGGUAAAUUUGGCUUUUUCGGACUUUAUCAUGAUGAUCAUCAUGUCGCCUCCUAUGGUAAUCAACUGCUACUACGAGACCUGGGUAUUAGGACCAUUAAUGUGCGACAUAUAUGCCAUGGUUGGCUCUUUAUGUGGAUGCGCUUCAAUAUGGACUAUGACUGCUAUUGCUUUCGACCGAUACAAUGUUAUAGUGAAGGGUAUGGCGGGAAAACCACUCACCAUCAAGAAAGCGCUACUCGAAAUUUUAAUAAUCUGGCUCUUUGCUUCAGUAUGGACGAUUUUACCUAUGGUAGGAUGGAACAGAUAUGUGCCAGAAGGCAAUAUGACCUCUUGUGGUACAGAUUUUCUCGCCAAGGAUUGGAGUUCUAAAUCAUACAUCUUAGUGUAUUCGAUGUUUGUAUAUUAUACGCCACUUCUUACUAUAAUUUAUAGCUAUUACUUUAUCGUUUCGACAGUAGCUGCUCAUGAAAAAGCAAUGAGGGAACAAGCGAAGAAAAUGAAUGUUCAAUCUUUGCGAUCUGGAGAUAACCAAAACAUAAGUGCAGAAGCAAAACUGGCAAAAGUAGCUCUAAUGACCAUUUCCUUGUGGUUCAUGGCAUGGACACCAUAUCUGGUUAUUAAUUAUACCGGUAUUUUUGGUGGUGCUCUUAGUCCUCUUUCCACCAUUUGGGGAUCCCUCUUUGCAAAGGCAAACGCUAUAUAUAAUCCAAUUGUUUAUGGAAUUAGCCAUCCAAAGUACAGAGCAGCGUUAAAGGAAAAGUUACCGUUCUUUGUGUGUGGCUCGACCGAGGAUCCAUCCGCGGCUGCGAAAACUGCAGAAACAUUAUCUACGACUACGACCACAACGUAAUUCCGAGCAAUGUAAUAAUUUUUAAAUAUUGUGAUAUAAUAUAAUUAGAGUAUAGUUCUUGAGGAAAUUGACGAAUCAGUAAUACUGGAUAUAUUAUGUGAUAAAUAUGUAACUUGUGUGGAAAUUUGUAACUUGUAAAGCUUUAAUAACUACUACGGAUAACGGAUUAUGUAAGAAGCUACAUAUAUAGAAUUUUAGUGGACUAACUCUGCUGUACGUGGUAAAUUCUCAUUUGGUUUUAAGUCUUCUCUUUUGUUCCUUACUUUUACUUCAAGUGUUAAAUAUUGCAGGGAUGAAUGAUAGCAGGCACUUAGUGCCGAUUGUAGUAGACAGAAGAAUGUUAUUCAAUAAAUCAUUUGCGAGCA